Molecule: messenger RNA, 2382 nt
Organism: Saccharomyces mikatae IFO 1815
Lineage: Eukaryota; Fungi; Ascomycota; Saccharomycetes; Saccharomycetales; Saccharomycetaceae
Gene: FLC1
Product: flavin adenine dinucleotide transporter
Exons: 1
Coding region: 1-2382 (793 amino acids)
Biological process (GO): fungal-type cell wall biogenesis; transmembrane transport
Source: RefSeq, a predicted model, not a curated record
AUGCAAAUACUAGUGACACUAUGGUGUCUAAUAUGUACUUACUUGGCAGUACCAGUAGCUGCCAAGAAAAGGACUUUGACAGCGACCUCUUUAGUCACGUGCAUGGAGAACUCACAGCUUUCAGCCAACAGCUUCGAUGUGUCAUUUUCUCCAGAUGACAAAUCGUUGCAUUACGACCUGGACAUGACUACACAGAUCGACUCGUUAAUAUAUGCUUACGUGGACGUAUAUGCUUACGGGUUCAAGAUUAUUUCUGACAACUUCGAUGUGUGCAGCAUGGGUUGGAAGCAAUUUUGCCCUGUGCACCCAGGUAACAUACAGAUUGACUCUAUUGAAUACGUCAGCGAGAAAUACGUUAAGAUGAUUCCAGGAAUCGCGUAUCAAGUGCCGGAUAUUGAUGCUUACGUAAGAGUGAAUAUUUAUAACAACGUCAGUGAAAAUUUGGCGUGUAUCCAGGUUUUCUUUUCGAACGGGAAAACCGUUUCACAGAUAGGUGUUAAAUGGGCGACAGCUGUUAUUGCUGGUAUUGGUCUUCUAACUUCUGCCAUCCUGUCCACUUUCGGUAAUUCUACAGCGGCAUCUCAUAUUUCAGCAAACACCAUGUCACUGUUCUUGUACUUCCAGUCUGUUGCCGUGGUUGCUAUGCAACACGUUGAUAGUGUUCCACCGAUUGCUGCUGCCUGGUCCGAGAACCUUGCUUGGUCGAUGGGGUUGAUCCGUAUCACGUUUAUGCAGAAAAUUUUCCGUUGGUAUGUAGAUGCAACCGGAGGCUCUGCAUCGUUGUAUUUGACUGCGACAACAAUGUCAGUUCUUACGCAAAGAGGACUGGAUUACUUAAGAUCAACUUCGAUUUACAAGAGAGCGGAGAAUGUCUUGUAUGGUAAUGCAAACACUUUAAUCUUCAGAGGUAUCAAAAGAAUGGGAUACCGUAUGAAAAUCGAAAAUACGGCCAUUGUUUGUACUGGAUUUACAUUCUUUGUGCUGUGUGGAUAUGUCUUGGCUGGAUUCAUUAUGGCCUGCAAAUAUGGUAUUGAGUUGAAUAUAAGAUGUGGUUGGAUACGAAGUGAUCGGUUUUACCAAUUUAGAAAGAACUGGAAGUCCGUUCUAAAGGGAUCGUUGUUAAGAUAUAUCUAUAUCGGGUUCACACAACUAACAAUUUUAAGUUUUUGGGAAUUUACUGAAAGAGACUCUGCUGGGGUUAUUGUUAUUGCAUGUCUAUUCAUUGUUUUGUCAUGUGGGCUGAUGGCUUGGGCCGCAUACAGAACGAUUUUUUUUGCAAGUAAAUCAGUGGAAAUGUAUAAUAACCCAGCAGCUUUAUUAUACGGGGACGAAUAUGUCCUAAACAAGUACGGAUUUUUCUACACCAUGUUCAACGCAAACCAUUAUUGGUGGAACGCCCUCUUAAUGACGUAUGUUUUUGUCAAAGCUUUAUUCAUCGGAUUCGCACAGGCGUCCGGUAAAACGCAGGCAUUGGCUAUUUUCAUCAUCGACUUAGCAUACUUCAUUGCCAUUAUCCGUUAUAAACCGUAUUUGGACCGUCCAACGAAUAUUGUCAAUAUUCUUAUUUGCACUGUAACUUUGGUCAACUCUUUUCUUUUCAUGUUUUUCUCAAACUUAUUUAAUCAAAAGUACGCUGUCUCUGCUAUCAUGGGUUGGAUAUUUUUUAUUAUGAACGCAGCAUUUUCUUUGAUCUUACUGUUGAUGAUUCUGGCCUUUACCACAAUCAUUUUGUUUUCUAAGAAUCCUGAUUCUAGGUUCAGACCAGCCAAGGAUGAUAGAGCAUCUUUCCAAAAGCAUGCUAUUCCUCAUGAAGGUUCGUUGAAUAAAUCCGUGGCUAACGAAUUGAUGGCUCUAGGAAAUGUGGCAAAAGAUCAUACAGAAAAUUGGGAAAACGAACUGAAGAGUCAAGAGGGCCAGAGUGAAGAUAACCUCUUCGGCAUUGAAUACGAUGAUGAAAAUACCAAUACUAAUUCGGAUAAUGCGGAAAGUAGUAGCAGAGAAACCAGUCGUCCAACAUUUUCCGAAAAAAUUCUACGUUCUUUAUCAAUUAAAAGGAAUAAGAGUAAAUUAGGUAGUUUCAAAAAGAAUAUUCCACAUAAAGCAGCACAACAAGAGGUCUCGCCCGAUCGGGCUAGUCCUUCACCUAACAGCAAGUCAUAUCCAGGUGUUUCGCACAUGAGGCAAGAAUCUGAGGCUAAUAAUGGACUAAUCAACGCAUAUGAAGAUGAACAAUUUAGCCUAACGGAACCAAGCAUACUGGAAGAUUCUUCCAGUUCAAUUCAAAUGCACACUAUGCCAGUACGAGAUUUAAGCUUGAACAGUGUUCCAAACUCUCAAGAUGUCACUAAAAAAGCAAAUAUCUUGGAUUCUAAUUAUUCAUAA